Messenger RNA from Saccostrea echinata, 1813 nucleotides. RefSeq names its product hairy/enhancer-of-split related with YRPW motif protein-like. The transcript is spliced from 4 exons. Bases 161 to 1066 code for a protein of 301 amino acids. The record is from RefSeq and is a predicted model, not a curated record. Gene Ontology annotation, biological process: regulation of transcription by RNA polymerase II; regulation of neurogenesis; anterior/posterior pattern specification. Gene Ontology annotation, cellular component: nucleus. Lineage: Eukaryota; Metazoa; Mollusca; Bivalvia; Ostreida; Ostreidae. Gene Ontology annotation, molecular function: protein dimerization activity; DNA-binding transcription factor activity, RNA polymerase II-specific; RNA polymerase II cis-regulatory region sequence-specific DNA binding.
UUAACGGGAGGUGUGCGCUUCGUCCAGAGACACUUUUUAAUACAUUAGAGUGCGUGAGAAACGUAGGUCAAUUUUACUCUGAACGUGGCUCAGGAAGGGAGCAACAUCCGCAAUUUAUUUCUUUUAACAAAUUCACCUUUUCCGUUUGGAAAGAAAAAAAAUGAAACGAAGUUUGAGUGACAGCGAAGCUGAAGAUUGCUAUGAUGAUGCCCUGAAAGCAAGUUCUCCUUCACAAAGUUGUCAGAUCGGUGAUAGAAAAAAGAGACGUGGGGUGAUUGAAAAACGUCGGAGAGAUCGCAUCAACAACAGUUUAUCCGAACUUAGAAGACUUGUUCCUACUGCAUUUGAAAAGCAGGGAUCAGCAAAAUUGGAGAAAGCUGAAAUACUUCAAAUGACAGUAGACCAUCUUAAACUUCUACAUCAAAAAGGACUGAAUACUUACAACUAUCCUGACCCACAAGCAUUGGCAAUUGACUAUCGGGGUGUAGGUUUCCGCGAGUGUGCUACCGAAGUUGCAAGAUAUUUAGUUGCGGUAGAGGGACUUGAUUUGCAAGACCCUCUGCGGAUGAGGUUACUUAGCCAUCUUCAGUGUUUUUCUGCUCAAAGGGAGGCUGCAGCAAAAGCUUCGUUUCAACAUUCUUCCUGGAGUCCCCUACCUACCCACACUGGGAUAAACAGUCAGUACCCGACAAGUGCUAUGACGCCAAUGGGUUCAAUGAUUACGUCACAAUUACCAAAUCAAGCAGACUUACCUAUGGGACCUCAUUCUUCUGCACAGGCCCUCUCAUCAUUAUCUUACAGUGAAACAAGAGUAAGUCAACCAGACAUUUCCUCUACCACAUUGCAUGGAAAUAUGCGAAUUCAGUCCUCGUCUAAUAUGCCACCACAUUCUCAGAUGUCCAACAUGAACACCGCUGGACAGGACCCAUUAAUAUCAUCAAUUCCACAGCUUCCCAGUCAAUUUGCAGUGUCUCUGAACUCGAUGCCCAUGAUGUCACAGAAUGGCAAUAAUUUCAAUAGCUCUUCAAAACCUUAUCGCCCAUGGGGCGCAGAACUCGCUUACUGAUUUACCAAAAAAAAAAAAAAAAAAAAAAAAAUUGGAUCCAAAUUCAUUCCUGAAAGUUAUGGUGUGACACAGGGUGAUGAUUCAAUUGCAACAUCCUACAGUACAUUUUUAAACCUUAAAAGGACAAGUGCUUUCUUUUUAUUUAUACAAUUACUUGGAUAAAGAUGCUUUCCAUAACGGAUAUAUGUGCCAUGUGUUCAGGGGGUAUUGCAAUAUACAAGGUCUUUGUAUAUAUUGUAUAUUUUUACAUUUUUUUCUUCACAUUUUGAAGUUUUCCAUUUUUAGUGCUCUUUUUGUGAUUAUAUUUUUUUUAUACACUUUGCACAAUAUUUUCAUGAGUAUAUAUACAAUUUUACUGUGCUUUUAGAACCUUUACUUUGUUAUUGUUUAUAUUUUUUUCAUUAAUUAAAUCUAUUGAUUUAAAUUAGUCAACUAGUGAUUACAUGUAGUUUAAAUGAUGUAGUCAACCUUUCAGUUGUUAUUGCUUCACAGUCAACUAUGCAAGAAGUUCAAACAUCGAAACUUAGUGAUCAAGAUUACAACGAUUUGAUGUAUUCUUCCAAUCUACAAAUUUAAUCAACGAUUACUAGUAUCUGAUGAUGUAUACACACAGCUUAAAUAUAGUAAUUUUUUUAUGUACAUGUAUGAUAUGAUUCCAAAUCAAAAAAAAAUAUAUGCCUUUGCAUUUGCUUGAUAUGUACUUAUAUUUAAAAUAUGAGACAAUAAAUACCUUGAAAAAACAUAAAA